This is a messenger RNA of Annulohypoxylon maeteangense, 1155 nucleotides long. Its product is annotated as Clavaminate synthase-like protein. Gene Ontology annotation, molecular function: oxidoreductase activity. The coding region runs from base 1 to 1155 and encodes 384 amino acids. The transcript has 5 exons. The record is from RefSeq and is a predicted model, not a curated record. Lineage: Eukaryota; Fungi; Ascomycota; Sordariomycetes; Xylariales; Hypoxylaceae.
AUGGAAUUCGAGAGCCCAGUUUGCCACGGUCUUGCACCUAGCUGGAUUGCAUCUGUGCAUGGAUCUCGCACCAAUUGCGUUUCCGAGGGGUUGUCUAGCCUCCCCAGCGGUUUUCCUCAUCAUCUGCAUCAAGACCUUGCUUGGACAGGUCCUCAGCUAGACAGUAGUGAGCCCCACUACAUUCUCAGCUUGACCGCAGACGAGCUGGUGGAAGUACGAUCCGCCAAAGAUCACUUCAAAGCACUGGAAUUGGACGGAGAUUUAGUCAGUCGAGAAAAUUUCCCUCUUCCCACCCUUGGCUCUAAGCUAGAAGCGCUUGGUCAAGACCUUUAUAAUGGGAAGGGCCUCUCGGUUGUUCGUGGUAUCAACCCAGAUGAUUACUCUGUCGAGGACCUUACCAUCAUCUGGUUGGGAAUUCAAGCCUACAUUGCCGAUCAGAGAGGAUGCCAAGAUCAUCGUGGAAAUAUGCUUGUCCACAUCGUCGCCGAUGGCUCCUCCAUGAUGAAGCUGGGCCACCACCGGCACUCUACCUCCGCUAUUUCGUUUCACAAUGAGGAGGCAGGCGAUGUGGUUGCUUGGUUAACCCGCAGCACGGCAGCUUCCGGUGGCAAGUGUAUUGUUGCUUCAGCAUACACGAUAUACAACGUUCUAGCGGCCCAUCGUCCCGACAUCAUACGUACCCUUGCAAAAUCGGAUUGGCCGUUUGCUUUACCUCACUUCCAAUGUCGUCCGAUACUAUUUUACCAGGACUCGAGGUUGAUCAUGAAUUUUGGCCGCACACCCCUACUGGGUAAUGCCGUCCACCCACGCCCAGAGCAUCUCCCAAAACUCAAUGAUCGCCAACGCGAGGCGCUCGAUAUAGUCGAAGCCAUCGCCCAGGCAGUUCAGCUUGAAAUCAAAACCCAGGCUGGCGAUAUGCAUUUCAUCAACAACCUUGCCGUACUUCAUAGACGGGAAGGUUUCGUCGAUGGCCAAUCCGCUCAGCAGAAGAGACAUCUAGUCCGCAUGAGACUAAGAAACCCGCAGCUAGGGUGGGAUAUCCCCGACGAUCUAAAGCAGGAAUGGCACGAUGCAUUCGAGACAGACACUUGCCAGACGUGGCACCUCGAGCCGAUGCCCGGCGACGUGUUCCCCCUCCGCAAAUACACUAACUAA